Molecule: messenger RNA, 764 nt
Organism: Emiliania huxleyi CCMP1516
Lineage: Eukaryota; Haptophyta; Isochrysidales; Noelaerhabdaceae
Exons: 5
Coding region: 1-588 (195 amino acids)
Source: RefSeq, a predicted model, not a curated record
AUGGCUGCCUGGGCGCACGGCGGCAGCUACGGCGACCGCGUCCGCUUCCUCAUGCUCUGCGUGGAGACGGGCGCGAGUGGCCUCCGCACGGCCAAGGCGUUUGGCAAGGAGUUUCGGCUGCCAGCGACGGUGGUGAACGGGUACAUUGAGAGCAAGUCGGAGCUGCCGCGCUUCGGCCAGCUCGGCUGCGGCGGCUUUGUGGUCCUCGGCGCCCUGGCCUUCGCCGCGGUCGAGGCCCUCCUGGCCGGCCUCGGCGUCCAGAGGCGGGAGUGGGCGGAGCACUGUGCGCACGAAGAGGCGCUCUUUGAGCAGCACGACUUUGCAGGCCACGGGAGCAGAUCUCGGGUGAGCUCGGGCCACCGCUCGAGAGGCGAUCUCGCCGGCACCGCGUCGCACGUGAAGCACCACCGCGCGCUCCUGGCGAGCAUGGACGCCGCCGUGCAGAGCUGCGAGGAGGGCGCCGAGUGCUCGCGGGGAGGCUGCUGUGCGCCCGGACUGGUCAGCGACGAAUCGGUGCGCCGCAUCCUCGGGGAGCUGCAGCAGCACGGCGACGUGUACGAUGCCGCCUACGUAGGCAGGCUCGGCUAGCGGCGCUCGAGGCCGACCCCUCCCCUUCCUUCCGACGCAACACAUGACCACUAGUCGGACAUCUCCCACUUUGCGGAGCCCGGCCGGUGUGAAGUCCUCACGGGGCCACAAAGCCCUAUGCCAACGCGUCGUUUCUCGUGUGGGGCUGGUUCGGAAAAAGUUUCGUUCUUAAAAUA